UUGACAGCUGAUUUUGACGUAACCACAAUCUUCACAAGUGAAAUUCAUUGUUCGCAAAAAAGAAAUUUGUGAUCUCGGCCAGACACUUGCCCAUUUUGUGUUUGUUUUGUUUCUAGCCCAAUACCUGCUCAUCAGUACUCCUAGUCGCCCCAAAGUGCAGCACAUCGUAUUGGCUUUAUCGCUUCCCUGCUAAGUGCACCGAAUUUGCUACUUUUACCCGUAGGCAUGUCGCACCAAACUGGCAUCAAGGCAAACGCCGAGCUGUUGAAGUUUUUUGGCAAAAGCAAGGAUGGAAAGACGAGAGUGCUGAAAGUUUCUAUCGAGAAUGAGGAACUUCGACUGGUAAGCCACAGUGAUGUGAAACGAGACUGGGAAAAGGACUACGAUACGUUGGUAAGACCGCUGAUAGAAGAGAGCACGCCUUGCUACAUCCUCUAUAGAUUGGACUACAAAAUUCCCACCGGAUACGCAUGGCUGCUAAUGAGCUGGGUGCCGGAAUCGGCAACAGUGCGGCAGAAGAUGCUGUACGCUUCGACCAAAGCGACGCUGAAGCUCGAGUUCGGUUCGGGCCACAUCAAGGAAGAGCUUAACGCAACGACCAAGGAAGAAACGACGCUGCAGGGUUAUCACAAGCAUCGCGUUGACUUCAGUACGCCGGCCCCGCUGACCAGCCGCGAGGAAGAGCUGGCUGAACUGCGCAAAACAGAAGUGAAAACAGAUUUCGGUAUAGACACCAAGCAACAAACGCUCGGCGGCAUUAACUGUCCCAUAUCGGAUUCGGUCGCACAAGCGCUCCACGAUAUACGCCGUGGCGGUUACAACUAUCUCCAGUUUCGUAUUGAUCUCGAGGAGGAAAAGAUACACCUUGUCAAGGCGGACAAUAUCGAGCUGACUGGGCUGCCGAUGCAAAUCCCAACCGAUCACGCUCGCUACCAUCUGUACAUUUUCAAGCACCAUCACGAGGGUACCUAUCUGGAGAGCGUUGUGUUCGUGUACUCGAUGCCCGGGUACAGCUGCUCCAUUCGCGAGCGGAUGAUGUACUCAAGCUGCAAGGGACCAUUUUCGGCUACGAUCGAAAAGCACGGCAUACAGGUGGCAAAGAAGCUGGAGAUUGACAACGGUGCAGAGCUGACCGAAGAGUUUCUCCACGAGGAGCUUCAUCCGCGCAAGCUGAACCUUCGGCCGCAGUUUUCGAAACCGAAGGGCCCACCUAGCCGCGGAGCUAAAAGACUGACGAAACCACAGGCUGUCGAGUAAGAAGUGUUGACGAGGCUAAUAAUCGAACAUUAGCAUUAACAGGGGUCACUAUGAAGGCGCUAUACUACUACGUUGCUAGCUAGAACACCUGCCCGACGCACCCACCUUUCAUCGCAUUUUGCAUCGCAUUGUGUGGCAAUACGCUAUUAUGUAUUUUUUGUCUGUUUGUGUAGACAACAUAACUUAUUGAACCCAUUUUACGUCGCUCCGGAAGCAGAAAUACAGACACAACAAGUAGAACAAAACCCCAUUCGCAACACAUUAGACACUUGCAGCAAUGCACACGCAGUCAGAACCCGUGUACAGUAUCAAAAGUAUUAUAAAGUUCAUCAACAUUAGAGAGCAUCAAAAUAGCAUCUUUGGGGAGAAGGGAGCAUAAUGCCAAAAACGAAAAAAAAACAUUUCUCGAAAUCGAAAACAGAUAAUAGGGAUCGUGCGUUUGCCUCACCAGGCAAUCCCAAUGGGUACGACAAAUGCGGGCUUGUGUCGUUAAAUGUACGGCCAACGAGAUUACAGGACAUCAUUUACAAUUAAAGGUUAACGUUGCCUGUUUUAGUUCGUGCUCCAUGAGCCAUCGCUUCACAGUGUCACUGCAUGUGCGCAUAAGUAUUUAAAGUGAAAUUGUAAUGUAGAAUAGCUACACUUUAUCGGAGUUGUAAGAUGUGCUUUACCUUACCUAACUAUGUUAUCGCUUUCUUACGCAAGCUCAAACUAUCCAAUCAAAACUUCCAAUAACACGAUCGAACUGAAUAAAAUAUUAUAUUUUUCAAAAAAUAGAAA
Molecule: messenger RNA, 2037 nt
Organism: Anopheles stephensi (Asian malaria mosquito)
Lineage: Eukaryota; Metazoa; Arthropoda; Insecta; Diptera; Culicidae
Gene: twf
Product: twinfilin
Exons: 4
Coding region: 226-1257 (343 amino acids)
Biological process (GO): barbed-end actin filament capping; regulation of lamellipodium assembly; positive regulation of neuron projection development
Cellular component (GO): actin filament; myofibril; cytoplasm
Molecular function (GO): actin monomer binding; actin filament binding
Source: RefSeq, a predicted model, not a curated record